CUCUGUCAGCCGAGCAUGGCCCCGGCUGCAGGACAACCCCGCUGGCGCCGCCGUCCUGCCGGGGCCGGAGUUGGGGGGAUGUCCUUGGCCUUCCCUGUGGGCCGGAGGCAAAUCCCCUGCCUGUCCUUCUUUCUUCCUGCCCCAGGCCCCGAGCUGAGGACGGAGAGCCUGGAGGACAAAUCCCCCCGUGAGACCCUGGUGGGAGAGGCCGUUUUGAAGGGCUCCAAGGCACAGGAAGGCAGCAGGGAGGAAAAGGGCCGGAGAUCCCCCCGCAGGAGGGGCUCCAAAGCCAGCCCAGGGUGCUCUGAGGAGGAAAGAGCCAGCCUGUGCCAGGAAGGCGGCUGGAGCUUGAGCCAGAGCUCUGACCUGGUGGUCCCUGAGCAGCAUUCCAGCAGGGAGAAGCCCUUCAAGUGCUUGGAAUGUGGGAAGAGCUUCAGGAGGAGCUCCGACCUCCUCACCCACCAGCAUGUCCACACUGGGGAACGUCCAUACACGUGUGGGGAAUGUGGGAAGAGCUUCAGCCAGAACUCCAACAUGAUCCGACACCAGCGCAUCCACACCGGGGAACAGCCUUACACGUGUGGGGAAUGUGGGAAGAGUUUCAGAGAGUGCUCCACCCUCCUCACCCACUGGCGCAUCCACAGCGGGGAACGGCCUUACACAUGUAGGGAAUGUGGGAAGAGCUUCAGGAAUAAUUCCAACCUGAUCCAACACCAGCGCAUCCACACUGGGGAACGGCCCUACCUGUGCAGGAAAUGUGGGAAGAGCUUCAGGCAGAGCUCCAACCUCCUCAAGCACCAGCACAUCCAUAGUGGGUCACGGCCCUACAAGUGCUUGGAAUGUGGGAAAAGGUUUCAGUCCAGCUCAGAUCUCCUCAGGCAUGAGCAGACACACACAGAUGAGAGGCCCUUCCGCUGCACCGACUGUGGGAAGGGCUUCAACCGGAACUCUCACCUCGUCACCCACCGGCGCAUCCACACUGGGGAGAGGCCCUACAAAUGCUUGGAAUGUGGGAAGAGCUUCACCCAGAGCUCUGGCUUGACCUCACACCAACGGAUUCACCAGUAAGGGAAGCCCUGGGAGUGCCCCUAGUGCGGGAAGAAUAUUGACCACUGCUUCCACCCUGAAUGAACCCCCUGAUGGUGAGGCAACCCCUGGAGUCCAGUGACUGUCAGUCCACCCGUUUUGACCACAAAGGGCCAGUCCCCUUUCCCAGGGGCAGCUUCUUCCAACAGAACCCUUCUUGGGGGGUGUGUGGAGAUUCCUGCCUUGGCUGGGGACCCCCCAGGAUCACUCCUGGAGGUGAGAGCAGAGAUCUCCCCACCAGUGUUGGUCUGGGGGAGUUCCAUCCAUCUCUAAUUAAGAAUUAUUGCUUUUGUGCCAGCUUCAGUAGAAUUGCUUUAACAAUUGAUUUAAUGUAGAGCACUGUUCUGUCUUAUCCUGUUCUCCUGGUAGUUUUAGUGUUUCUAUUAUGCAGUAAAUAAUUGUGAUGAAGAUCUUUUGUCUGAUCAUUUGUAACCCUAAAUAAUUCCUUUCUAUCAGUAGAUCUGAUUUGCCAUCAUUAAAACCUGGGGGACAAAA
Pseudopipra pipra is the source of this 1581-nucleotide messenger RNA. RefSeq names its product zinc finger protein 239-like. The transcript has a single exon. Lineage: Eukaryota; Metazoa; Chordata; Aves; Passeriformes; Pipridae. The record is from RefSeq and is a predicted model, not a curated record. The coding region runs from base 16 to 1068 and encodes 350 amino acids. Gene Ontology annotation, biological process: regulation of transcription by RNA polymerase II. Gene Ontology annotation, molecular function: DNA-binding transcription factor activity, RNA polymerase II-specific; RNA polymerase II cis-regulatory region sequence-specific DNA binding.